Molecule: messenger RNA, 291 nt
Organism: Iphiclides podalirius (scarce swallowtail)
Lineage: Eukaryota; Metazoa; Arthropoda; Insecta; Lepidoptera; Papilionidae
Source: the annotation of a GenBank genome assembly
AUGGAUAUCUGGCUCUCCAUGAUAAACAAUCAGGUUAUGUCGGACUCGCACCGACUAAAACCAGCAUGGUGGUCGCCAUCAUCUUGGUUGAGAGGUCAGGGAAUCUCCAUUCGGAACACAACCGCUGCCCCUCUUCAUUCGACUAGUGUGACCCUGGGUAGCACUAUCGACAAGUGUAACCCUCAGCAACCCUGCGGUGCUACCGUGAUGAUUCGGGAACACUACAAGCCACCAGCUCUCUCAGAGCCGCCCGCAACCAUUGAAACCCCAUUUACGGUAGAGGAAUAUCAU